GCAUUGCGGAUCGCCCAACACACCAUCAUGACAACUCGCGCCCGCCUCGAGCGCUUCUACAGCAAGUACAACCCAGACAAGAAAGGGGAGAUCGAUGGAGUGCUGGACAAGUACAAGGGUCGCGAGUCGGUUUUGUUCGAAGCGUUGGUGCGCAAGUAUGGUCCCGAACCGGACGCGAACGAGGAGAUCACGUUUGUAGACGCCAUGACACUGCGUCUGCUCGCGUUCUACGAAAAGUACAACCCCGACAAGGUGGCCGAGGUCCCGAAUGUGUUGGCCAAGUAUGCUGGGAAGGAGAAGCAGUUGUUUGAAGCGUUGGUGAAGAAGUACGGCCCCGAGCCAGGUGACGAGCUCGACGACGCGGAUGACGAUGACGACGACGAGUCGAACGACGGCUCGGACGAAGAGGAGGAAGUCCAAGGCAAGGGAGCGUUGCUAUCGCGAGAAAUCUUGUAUUGCCCCAUCGACAAUCUGCCGCCUGAGUAUUGCGAAUACGGCCCGAGUUUCAACGAGUGCAAGCCCUGGCUUGUCGAGCACGUCCCGACGCUGUUCAUUCAAAAGUACAACCGCACGAUCGCGGAACUCGUCGAAGUAGAGGCACAGAUUGCCGCGGGUGUCGAAGGCAUCACGCUCGAGGCCGAGGGUUCCAAGAGUGUCAAGAAGAAGAAGGGCAAGGCCGACGCGGACGGCAACGCCAAGGCGGGUGGGAACGUGUACGUCGAGCGCUUCCAGCGACAGAAGAAAAAGUUUGUGACGGUCGUUGCCGGUCUCGACGAGUACAAAGGUCUCGACCUCAAGGACGUGGCGAAAAAGAUGGGCAAAAAGUUUGCAUGCAGUGCGUCAGUCAAUAAGUUGGACGGUGGCAAGGCACAAAUCCAACUGCAGGGCGACGUCCAGCACGAGCUGCCCCACUGGCUCGUCGAAGAGUUCGACAUCCCAGAAGCCAACUUGUACCUGUUGGAAAAGGGCAAGAGCGAGCGAGCAUUCUAACUACGUCGUGGGACAUUCUUGAAUGCACAGCAUGAUCGGUUGACGCGCUAAAGACGGGAUGCGCAUCCACGUGGAGAGCGGGGUGUCCUGUAUGUCGUGGCUCUAUUGGGCCUGCCAACUGAACCUGACAUCAUGGCCGGCCAGCGCGAUCCUGGUCAGGUGACUAGCACGAGCACCGUUCUGCUCGUCGUCUCGGAGCUGGUGUCGAAUGCCACACGACUGGAG
Messenger RNA from Aphanomyces invadans, 1215 nucleotides. RefSeq lists its product as hypothetical. Gene Ontology annotation, molecular function: mRNA binding; translation initiation factor activity. Bases 28 to 990 code for a protein of 320 amino acids. NCBI's taxonomy places the organism in Eukaryota, Oomycota, Saprolegniomycetes, Saprolegniales, Verrucalvaceae. The transcript is spliced from 2 exons. The record is from RefSeq and is a predicted model, not a curated record. Gene Ontology annotation, biological process: formation of translation preinitiation complex; translation reinitiation.